AAAUCAUUAAUAUUUUAUUAACAGUAGUAGGAUAAUGGUAUCCUUGAAAGUUUGAAUGGCAAAAGUUCUUCUGUAUAGCUCUACAUAAUUGAACAUUUUUAAACAUGUUGCGUUCAGCGGGAAGAUAAUCAUGGAAUGUUUGGUCGAUUUGAAACCGGCGCAGAAACAUCUGUCCACUGAUAACACAAAUUUCCAUAAUAUUCAAUAAAUUUUCCAUUAUAUCGAGAAUGAGAUAUAAUUUCAAGAAAAAUAGUUCCAUCGAGGAGCAGUUCAUGUGGCUUCUUAGAUUCGCAACUAUCAAACAAAUCAAAGACUUUUUAACACAGAACCCGUCGAUAGAUUUGCAUUAUCCCACGCCAAAUUUAAAAACACCUCUGACAUCAACUAUUGAUCGAGGCGAUCCACAAAUCUUGUCAGUUUUAUUAGAUAAUAAUUUAAACACUUUAAACGAUACCGUCACUCAACCUUGGGGAAGAACAGCUCUCAUGUAUGCAUCAUUCGUUUCGAGAAAUCCGGAAUUGUUGCAAGUUCUUUUGAAAAAAGGGGCGGAUCUAGGAAAAGUAGACAUGAGAGGCUGGACUUGUCUUCAGUACGCCAUCGUAGCAGAACGAUCAAAAAAUGUUCUGUUUCUUCUAGAAGCUGGUGCCUCUAUAAAUCAGCAAGAUUUCCAAGGACGUACACCGCUUAUGGUAUCAGUGUAUCUUUCGAACGUGGACAUUGUUUCACUUUUGUUGAAUCACGGUGCUGAAAUUAAUUCACUGGACAAUAGGAAUUUGACUGCUCUUCAGAUAGCGAUUUUAUGGAGGAAGAGAGAUGCGGCGAUCAUUUUAAUUGAAAGAGGAAGCGAUACCAGCGUCGUUACACCUUUGACUAAGGCGUCGAUAGGUGAACUAUCAAAAACUAGCAUGCCUAAUAUUCUUCGAUGCAUUGAACCAAAGACAAGGAUAUAAUUCAACUGAUAUGUGUUUAUUGUAAGGUUUAAAGUUUAGGCGUAAAUAUUGUGUUUAGAUAAUUUCUCCUUCGUCAACUUAUCAAACUGAAGUAUGACAUUUUCAGGCAUUGCUUCUUUCCACUGGUUAACUUUACCGCUGCGCAUGAAUUCAUCGUUACCUUCAAUCGGUCUGAACUUUUUAAUAUCGUUAAUUACUUUCUCGAAGUUCACGGCUGGAUUAGUCUUCAUAUUAUCGAAACUCAGAUGUUCCAACAACCCUUUCAUCCCACUGACAGGCACAGGUUUGUUCAAAAACGCUGCUGUUUUCUUAAUUACCGCCGGUAAAUCCUAAAUUUUUAAAAAAACAUCAUCGCAUCUUCGAACGAACAUUAUUGAUCAGCUAAUUGAAAACUUUAGUUCGUUACUUACCGCUUUCAUGUCUUCGUACUUUAAGAACAACAUGUUGGGGUCGUUCCUCUUAUUCCAAAAGUCGAUAACGUGAUCCCAGUAUGGAGCAUAGUUUACUGUAAGAAAGCAAUCGAAUAGAAACACCAGGAAUCAAUUGGUUAUUGUUUCUGUUGUGAUUGUACGUACAUUUGUCACCCAAGAACAGGCGACAGAAGGUGUUAAAGUCGCCAUGAUAACCCUCUAUCAAUUUGCAAUGGUAAUAAUAAGAGAUGCAGGUGUCCUUUGGAUUUCUGACAACGUAGAUAAUUUUCGGUUUCUUUUCACCCGUUCGAAUCUGUCGUGGUAAUAAAUGAAAGGGUAAAUGAGUCUUGAUAAAUCUCGGACUGGGUUUGUUCUUCACGUAAGCCGGGCUGUCCAUAUUGAACAACUCAGGUUUGGUUCCCGGUCGUUGAGGCAUGGAUGAAGCAUCGAACAGUGCGGAAAUCCUGGCCAAACAUGUGGUUUUUAUUUGUAAAUGAUUUGUAGAAGAUUAAACGCAAAUCUGUUUUUA
Osmia lignaria (orchard mason bee) is the source of this 1889-nucleotide messenger RNA. Lineage: Eukaryota; Metazoa; Arthropoda; Insecta; Hymenoptera; Megachilidae. The record is from RefSeq and is a predicted model, not a curated record.